This is a messenger RNA of Phyllostomus hastatus (greater spear-nosed bat), 348 nucleotides long. It is a transcript of the gene TRPC5OS, whose product is annotated as TRPC5 opposite strand. The record is from RefSeq and is a predicted model, not a curated record. The coding region runs from base 1 to 348 and encodes 115 amino acids. The transcript has a single exon. NCBI's taxonomy places the organism in Eukaryota, Metazoa, Chordata, Mammalia, Chiroptera, Phyllostomidae.
AUGGAGCCUGCACCAAUCCCUGUGCUAGUUGGUGGACUUGUUGACUGUUUAGCCCAGUUAAUAAUAAUAGCUGAAGAGAUUCUACAAGUAAUGUCACAAGAACAAGUUCCUUGUAUAGAGCAAAGUGAUGCAGCAGAACAAAUAGAAGCAGAUUCAGCUCCUUCUGAGGAAGCUGCACUACCAGACCUUGCUUCACUACCAGACCUUGCUAAUCUCCCAGAGUUAGGAUUAAUACUUACACCAAGAGAAGAAGAGCUAAUGUUUGAUAUAGAUCAAGCUAUGUUAGAUGUAGAAAACUUGUAUGGAGAUGUACUCUCCAGUAUAAAUGAUGACUUAAGAAGUGGAUGA